This is a messenger RNA of Parnassius mnemosyne (clouded apollo), 804 nucleotides long. The record is from the annotation of a GenBank genome assembly. Lineage: Eukaryota; Metazoa; Arthropoda; Insecta; Lepidoptera; Papilionidae.
UUGCCUGCCAUACAAUUCGUCUUAAUUAUUCGUCAUUUUUGUAAUUUUAUUAUAAUAAUUUGUAUAUGUUUAAAAAUUUCAGUGGAUACUUUAAACAAAUGUAGCAUUAAAGAUGAUGAAUGUAUGAAAACGUUUUAUCAGUCAUUGAUUCAAAAACUCGGAGAGAACGGUGCUCCUGAAAUUGGAAUAUAUAAAAUUGAGCCCAUAAAAAUAACAGACUCUACUGUCUCGAUUCUGGGAGUUUUAAAUAUUACCUUGAUAGACGGAGAAGUUGCGGGCAUAACAAGUUGUAAAAUUACUCAUUUCAGUUAUCACCUAGAAGAUUCAAUUAAAAAGGCGUCAAUACGAACCUUAUGUGACCGCCUCAUAAUUCGGGGCCAUUAUCAAAUGGAAGGAACUGGUGCGCUUUUUAAAGGAACAGGCAUUGAAAAUAACAUUCACGGCAAAGGAAAUGGAAAAAUUGAAAUAGAUAAAAUUGAGGUGCAUCUAGAAAAACCGUUUCGCUUGGUGAAACAUGACGAUGGAGAUAUUUAUUUCAAACCACAAAUAGAAGAGACGACCUAUAAUUUUAAUAUUUUGGGGAAAGCGGCGUUUGAUGCUGAUAAUAUAAUGAUUGGCGAAAACAAUGCUACUAAAGACCUGGUCAAGUUUGUGAAUGAAAAUUGGAAAACGCUGAUGGAGACAUUCGGAAAACACUUUUUUGAUAAAGCUGUUGAUUUGGUGCAUAUUUUUACAAAUAAGUUUUUUGAUAAUGUUGCCGCUAAAAAUUUCGUAUUAGAAGACUUGUCAUCUUAUGUAAAUUGA